AUGUGGUGCCUUAGAUAUGUGCCGUUGCGCACAGUUCUGUGCCAGAAUUCACGAAUACCCUUUCACAGAAGACCAUUUUCGGACAAAAUCUCGGAUGCCUACAGUCACGCUAGACGGAGACCGGCACCGAGCAAAGAGCAGAAUCCUUACAUGACUAGAGCCAAAUAUGAAGAGCAAAUGAGAUCUCAAAGAGCACGAAGCGUUGGUGCGGAACGUGGUGUGAUGCCAACUCGAUGGCAGAAGUUUUGUUUGGUGCUAACAAGAAUGUACCGGAAGCCCAGUGAUAUCCCGGAGUAUGUGGGGAACGGUACUAUGAAUCGGAUGCAUGACCGAAUGCGGGUGGUCUUCAUAUGUAUCGGUGUUGUCUGUUUCUUUGUCCUUGCCUUCUAUUUUGAAUCUCAGACGGCUAGCAAAAUUGCGCGUGAUCGUGAUUCAAUGGCUUCGAGGAGUAGAAUAGAUGUUGAUGGCCGUUCGAAUCGGUUGGGAAGUAAUAUUGCUACAUUUGUAUGUGAUCUGUUUGCAUCUGUCACCAAGACAUUGGUGUCAGUAAGGAUGUCACUGUCUCUAAAACGCCUACCCUCAUGCAUUCUCCUCUCUCGAUAUUCCCGCACUUGUCUGUCCUUCCGGGGUAUAUCAGACAGAAUUUCCAAUGCGUACAAUAAUACUCUCCAGAGGCAAGGACAGGCUUUGAAAGAAGGUGGAGGAGCCUACAUGACGAAGUCAAGAUUUUUGGAGGAAAUGCAACAUCAGAGAGUUCAGGAUGUCGGUGCUGAAUACGGUGAGAUGCCUAACAAGUGGCAGAAAUUUUGCCUGGUGCUAACGCGGAUGUAUCAUAGUCAGAGUGAAAUUCCUCAAUAUGUUAGGAGUGGUACGAUGAAUCGCAUGCACGAUCGUAUGCGCAUCGUAUUCAUCGCAGUUGCAGUGGCAUGCUUCUAUGUGUUCUUCUUUUACAUCGAACAUUCGACGGCUAGCAAAAUCUCCAAAGAUCGUGACGAUGCCAUGACCAAUGAGAAAUCACAGUAG
Molecule: messenger RNA, 1023 nt
Organism: Cylicocyclus nassatus
Lineage: Eukaryota; Metazoa; Nematoda; Chromadorea; Rhabditida; Strongylidae
Source: the annotation of a GenBank genome assembly